AUGAUGAAAGAUAUGAAAUACAUGCAAAGAUGGGGGGAUGUUGCACCAGCACUUCUGAUAUCUCGGCAAAGAUCACGUUCAUCUGCUCCGAAAUUGGAGACCAUUGUCGAAGAAGGAUCUGGGAACUUUCGAGCUGCGGGCGUGCCCAAGAGAAUAGACCCACGGGAGAAGAAAGAAGUGAGAAGAUUGGACUAG
Molecule: messenger RNA, 195 nt
Organism: Dovyalis caffra
Lineage: Eukaryota; Viridiplantae; Streptophyta; Magnoliopsida; Malpighiales; Salicaceae
Source: the annotation of a GenBank genome assembly